Messenger RNA from Procambarus clarkii (red swamp crayfish), 3484 nucleotides. Lineage: Eukaryota; Metazoa; Arthropoda; Malacostraca; Decapoda; Cambaridae. The record is from RefSeq and is a predicted model, not a curated record.
UGUGUAGUGCGAGUGUGGUGAUUAGAGUCAUGUCUGCCUGUCUGCUGCCUCUCCUCUGUGUCCUGGUGGCCUGGUCGGCCGCCUUCCCGGAGGCCACUAUGGGUCACACGGAGGAGUUUGACUUGACAUCUAAUGUCAUAUUAAGCCAGAUUGCUAUACAGCAGCUGCAGGAGGAGCAGGGAGGCGUCGAGGAAGGUGUAAAAAGUAUACUGAUGGUGAUGGCCAACCUGACUGACCUGGUCUCCACUCACAUGACUCUUGACUACAGGUGUAUGCAAGGUGUGAAGGAGAGGGAGAACGCCACCCGCCGCCUCCUGGACACUCUGGACCAGCUGGAGUGUGUCAACAAGGCUCACCAAGCUGACAACCUCAAGCUGAAGGAGGAAAACACUCGCCUAAAUACUGCUAAUCAUUUGCUCGAGGAGGACAACAUGAAAACUAAGAACGAAGUGCGCCUUGCUCAGGAGGAGAUUGUACAAUUAAAGUCCCAGAUCCGUCUAGUGGAGGAGGACUCGAGGCUGGUCAAGGAGGAGAUCCGUCAAGUGGAGGAGGACUCCAGGAUGGUCAAGGAGGAUGACAUGAAGACUAAGAACGAAGUGCGCCUUGCUCAGGAGGAGAUUAUCCUAUUAAAGUCCCAGAUCCGUCAAGUGGAGGAGGACUCGAGGCUGGUCAAGGAGGAGAUCCGUCAAGUGGAGGAAGACUCGAGGCUGGUCAAGGAAGAAAACAGGAAGACUAAGAAUGAUGUUCGCUUAUCAGAGGAGGCGAAUCGUCGUCUAAUGGCUGAUAUUCGUCAAGUGGAGGAGGACUCGAGGCUAGUCAAGACGAAGAACCGACAGCUGGAGCUCGCGGAGACCCAAGCCCAGGAGAGGGUCAUGACAGCGUUGACGAGGAUCGCUGAGCUAGAGCGAGAGACACAACAGCUGCAAGAAAUGAAUAAUAACACAGCAGGAGAGAAAAGACUUGUUGAAGAGCAAUUCUCACUCCUGGAAGAACAGGUCAGGGCCUUUCAAACAGCAAACGCUGCUCUGAAGGAAGAAAAGGAAGAAACAAACAGAAAGACUGAAGAGGAGAAAAGACUUGUUGAAGAGCAACUCUCCGUCAUUGAAGAAGAGGCCAGUAAGUUACGGGUAGGAAACACGGCUCUACAGAGUGAUAAAGACAGACAGGCACAGCAACUCAUAAGUACUCAAGAGGAAAAUAAUCAACUAGCAGAAAAAAGUCGCUUGAUGGAAGAGGAACACGAGAAGUGCAAGAGGAAUGUCAGUGAGCUGUCCACAAGGGUAACAGUGGCCAAUGACUGUGCUGAACAUUACUGCUGGGGAGUGAGGCUGGAUGGCGUCUACUUCAUCAAACCUGACAGGGAGGGACGGCCGGUGUCUGCCUGGUGUGACAUGACUACUGACGGAGGAGGAUGGACGGUGUUCCUCCGGAGAGACACAAGAGUUGUUCCUGCGGUGAGCUUCAGGAAAGACUGGGAGGCCUACAAGACUGGCUUCGGUAACGCCGCCACAGAGUAUUGGUUAGGGACGGAGGCGGUGCACCAGCUGACGCAGCCCUCGCCCCAGACAGUGGGUCUGGCCGCCACCAACAACCAGGAUGAUCACCGCUGGGCGCUCUGGUCCACCUUCAGCGUCGCCAGCGAGAGUACCGGGUACCAGCUGCUGGUGGACGGGUACCAGGGAGAGAGUACCAUGGGGGACGUCCUUGUACGGCACCACAACAUCAGUGGAAUGAAGUUCUCCACCAUCGACAGAGACAAUGAUCUCUGGGAAUGGUCCUGUGCUCUGUACAAGAUAAACCAAGCCGGGUGGUGGUACAAUGGGUGCACUGAUGUUGAUGCCACGAGUCUCCAUAGUGACAUGAGCACAAAAUACUGGACGCCAGGUGACAGAGACAGGGAGUAUCUCCGGCAGAUACAAAUGAUGAUACGACCCCAGAACUUCCCAGCUUGUCACCAGUGAUUGUUGUACCGAGUGGCGUCAAUCACCAGAGUGAAGUUCCUCCACAAGUGGCACAAGUGGAAAUCUAGGGGGUGCCCUUGACUUGUUCCAGGGACCAACUGAGGCCAGACCUAAUUAUCCUCAGAUAAUUAAUCAGCUUUUCCCACUAUGAUUGUAAUAUUAAACAAUAAAACUCAAUAUAAAACUUUUUCCUCUCUUGGAGGAAUUACUUGAUGCUGUGGCUAAUACUUAGUAAAAUUAAUCUCAGUAUCCUAUAGGCUUUAUUCCAUAUAUUUAUGCAUUGAACAUUUUCUUAUGAUCCCUGCAGAUCAUGACUCCUUAAUAUUUCUUCCAUAAAUAAAUACUUCACAUAUUCAAUAUUGUCCAGGAGAUAUAUGGGAACUCUAGUAUUAUUACUACUAACCUCAUAUCCCAACAUUUUUCAUCAUUAAACUGCAUCUGCUAAUCUUUUGUCCUCGUGCAAUGUCUGUACAGAUUGUCUUUUAGCACUUUUGGGAGUUUAACUCCCAUAUGGGAGUUAAAUCCAUGUGGGAUUUAACUUCAGUCAUGCGAACUCGCUGCUGUCUUGUUUAAUAACCAAGGUCUAAUCCAACUUAUGAUAAAACCCCAUUACCAUGUGCCUCCAGCUUUUUAGUCUUGUGAGGCACAGUAUCAAAGUCUUGCUGACGUAAAAUUUUAGAAUGUCACAAACCUUCCUACUAUCAGCUACUUGAAAUUUACAGGAAAAGAAUGAUAGAAAAAGUCUUAAACAUGAGCGGCCGUUAGUAAAACCUUGUCGUGAAUUAUUAAUUAAUCUGUUUUUCAAGAUGAAAACGAAUGGCUUUGUCAAUUAUCAAUUAAACCCAUUUCCAGCAAUUGGCGCCACAUCAUCAACCAUCCAUCACUCCGGUACUCUGCUCGAGUCUAAUGAUUAAUUAAAUAUGGUAGACAAUAGGUCACAAAGCUUUUCUCUACAUUAUUUAAGCACCCUGGAUAAUGUUUUGUCUGGCUCUGGAGACUAGUUUGCCUUUAGUUUGCAUAUAUGUUUAAUAACUAGUAACUGCUAAACUAGUUAACUUGUCUUCUCGACCUUCAAAGACUUUUUCUGCUGAAUGCAUAGUUGAGUUGCUUUAGGAAAUACAAAGAUGAAGAAUUGAUUUGAGAUACGUAACAUUUCUUAUUCCUUUUCAGUUACCUGUCCUGCCUCAGAUAUAAUUUGUGCAGUCCUUUCCUUAAUCUUUGUUUACUAUAUCAGAACAAAAGUUUUAGAAAUUGUCAUUGCCUGGUCUGCUAUAUAUACUUCAUAACUAUGCUUCAUGGCUUUGCUUUUCUUAUUUCUUUAACAUUUCUAACUAGUUUGGGAUAUUGUUGUUUAAGAUUGACUUCCCCAUUCACAGACCUUUGAUCAUAGUUUUUCCUACCGAUAAGGUUUUUAAUCACAUGAUUAUCCAUUUGGGGUCAUUGUUAUUUUUCCUAACCAAUCAAGAUGGUACACCACAUUAUACCUUGAUUAAGCAUGUUUUAAAUAAAUUUGUUUGAAUAUG